AUGGAAGCUCGUGAGAUCGUGAGCCUCGUCGAGCAAUCCCUGCCUCCUGCGGACCACGUCGUCACGAUGGCCGCCGCCCUCUCGGUCGACGAGGCCAGCGACGGCGAGGACCGCAUCAGCGACCUCCCCGACGACCUCCGCCGGAAAAUCGUCUCCCGCCUCCCCAUCAAGGACGCCGUGCGCACAUCCGCGCUCUCCACCCACUGGCGCCAUUUCUGGCGCUCCGUGCCGCUUGUCCUCUGCGACGCCCACAUCCCACGCACCAAGCAUUUCUCUCCCUACACUGCCAUCACCAGCGUCCUCACGCAACACCCCGGGCCCUUCCGCGCCGUCCACCUCUCGCGCUGGUCGAUGCGGAUGUACCCCAACUUGCAGCAAGUUGAGUGGGCCCGCCUCCUCGCCGAGAAGGGCGUCGAAGACCUCACCUUCGUCAACUUCCCGAAUUGGCAACGUCUCGCCGCUGACGCGAGCCUGCGCCUCCCCAUCGACAUCCUCCGCUGCACCAAAAUAAGCCGCCUCCGCCUCGGCUUCUGGACGUUUCCUGGCACCACCGUGGCCGAUCUCCCUCGCGGGCCCAAUGUCUUCCCCAACCUCCUGGAGCUCGGACUCCACCACAUCGCCAUCGACACUGAAUGCAUCGAUUACAUGAUGGAAUGUAGCCCCGAGCUCAAGGUGUUCACGAUCGUUGCCAACACCAACGGCCGUGCAAGCAUCAAAAUCCGCAGCCAGAACGUUGUUCAGGUCGUCUUCUGGGCGUCCAUCAGCAAGGACCUUGAUGUGCGUGGCGCCCCUUCCCUCGAUCGGCUGAUCCUGUGGAACGGGAGCUCUGUUGGCAUGUUCUGUUCGCUUAUCAACUUAUCUUUGGCUUCAACUCUUAGGGUGGUUGGAUACCUUGAGCCAAGGAUUCACAAGCUGAAAGUUGCCGACAUCGUCAUCAAGGCUGGAACAAGGCCAAGUCCUCUCACAGUGAUUCCAAGUGUCAAGAUAUUGGCUUUGAAACUGCGGUUUGCAGUUCGCAAGGAAGCUGAAAUGUUUUUGAGUUUCAUGAGAUGUUUUCCAAAUGUUGAAACACUGCACAUCGUGUCCGAUGAAGCUGAUCGCUGCAAGGGAAAACAAACUCUGCAAUUUUGGAGGAAUGCCGAUCCAGUCGAAUGCACUCGAUCUCAAGUCAAGGAGAUCGUGUUCAACAAUUUCAGAGGGUAUAACAGCGAGUUGUCAUUCCUCCAGUUUGUUCUUGAGAGCGCGCAUGUGUUGAAGAAAAUGCGGAUUGUAUUGGCCGGUGGUGAACCGAAUCAUAACACAGAGUUAGUCAACAAGCUGAAACCUCUUGAUUCUGCACGUCAUGCCAUUGAAGAUGUUCUGUUGGAGAUAGUCGAGGGCGACGGAGGUGAUGUGUGGUGCUUCCGCCAAGCAUCAGAUCCUUUUGUGAUUGAUCCCUUCAGCUAUUAG
This is a messenger RNA of Setaria italica (foxtail millet), 1449 nucleotides long. Its product is annotated as F-box/FBD/LRR-repeat protein At1g13570-like. Gene Ontology annotation, molecular function: protein binding. The transcript has 3 exons. NCBI's taxonomy places the organism in Eukaryota, Viridiplantae, Streptophyta, Magnoliopsida, Poales, Poaceae. The record is from RefSeq and is a predicted model, not a curated record. Bases 1 to 1449 code for a protein of 482 amino acids.